Messenger RNA from Anneissia japonica, 12427 nucleotides. Its product is annotated as nesprin-1-like. Gene Ontology annotation, biological process: nuclear migration. NCBI's taxonomy places the organism in Eukaryota, Metazoa, Echinodermata, Crinoidea, Comatulida, Comatulidae. Bases 104 to 12427 code for a protein of 4107 amino acids. The transcript has 57 exons. The record is from RefSeq and is a predicted model, not a curated record. Gene Ontology annotation, cellular component: cytoplasm; meiotic nuclear membrane microtubule tethering complex; nuclear outer membrane. Gene Ontology annotation, molecular function: actin filament binding.
GGAAUUAAAAUUGCAGUGCACAAGUCAAGAGAAGAACUUUCAGAAACUGUCUGACAUUUCAAAGGGGCUACUCAAGAGCUGCACCCAAGACAGGGUCACUGCCAUGCUGGAGACCCUGAAGCAGAUCAAAGCUAGGCUGACAAAGAUCCAGGAAAAGACAAAUGAAGGGCAUGCCAUCACCAGCAAGGUUUUAGCAUCCCUCCAACAAUAUGAAAAAGGCAUGAAAGACCUUGUGAGGUGGAUUGAAGAAGGUGAAGCUUUGAUGAAGCAGGGGCAUAUUAGUGGGAAAAAAGAGGAUGUACAACAGAAAGUUCAGGCUCACUUCUCCAAGCUUCCCCACAAUCAAAAAGUACUUGAGGAGAAGAAUAAGAUAGUUCAGGAAACAAUACAACUUAAUAUUGACUACAUGGAUGCCAGUCCACUAGAAAGCAAUAUCUCUGAGUUGAACAGACGUUUUCAAAUAUUAAGCCAGAGUGCCCCCAAAAUGAUGGACAAGCUCUCCAGUGAGGUUAGCUCUAUGCAAAACUUUAAAGAAAAGGCUUCAGACCUAACAAAUUGGCUGAGGGAAGCUGAACAGAGACUGGAUGAGCAAUCUGACGAUCCUAUCGAAGCCAUUAAAGGUCAUAAGGAAUUAUUUGGUGACCAUUCAAAUAGAUUGCAAGAGUUUGUAGCAGCCAGUGAAGAACUUUUACAGUCGAUACCUGAGAAGGACAGGAAACCACUGCAACAGAAGAUCAAGCUUUUGCAAAACAAGUACAAGGAGACAAUAGACAAAGGUCCUAUGAAGUUGUGCAAACUUGAGUUCCAGUUGGCAGAAAGUGAAUUGAAACAUAAUGUAGAUGAUUCUAAGAAUGAAUUGGAUUCUGAAACACUCGCUCUGAACUCCAAGCAAGAACCAGAACACAUCUUAGGAAUGCACAAGGAGUUUUUCCAUGAGAGUAAGCUGAUCCCAUACAGCCUAGAUUGUCUGCAAGAGAUGGAAAGUUGUGUAAACAAGAUGGCUACUCUUGAUCCUCAAGACAAAUCCUUGGCAGAAGCAUUGAAUAAGUCACAGUUGGAAUGGCAACAAACAUUUGAUGACAUUCAAGUAAUGCAAUGUAAACUUGUUGAACUACUUGAGAAAUGGAAGGAAUAUAACGAUAGCCUAAAUGCUGUUAAAGAAUGGACAGACAUGACAAAUAGAACAGCAGAUGAACUUCUAAAAACAUCUGAUCCUCGAAGGUUUGAAGAACUUCAGAGAGAAUUAGAGGAACUUCAAAAUAAUGCACCAGAAAUAUCCCAAAAGUUUCAUCAAGCACAAGAAACAAUUGGGGAUCUUGCUGCAGACAGCACAACAGGAACAGCACAAUCCCAACAGCAAAUUCUUGGACAACUUGCCAAAAAUCAGCAGCAGCUGCAAUCCAAACUAAGUGAUAUCCCUACUGAGGUUGCCAGGAAGUCAAAGAAAUUUGAACAACAGGCAAAAGCAAAGAAUGCAUGGAACUGGUUGCAGGAAAAACAAAAAGACUUAUCUGAGAAACCAUCUUGGGGAGAUUUACCUGUUCUUAAGGAAUUGUUAGCCAAACAGCAGUCUUUGCACCAUGACUUGGAAGAAGCAGUGCCAAUAAUUGAAGAAGAAGUGGUGAGAGCAAGUCAAGAGCAAAGUCUUGAAUCUGUUCUCCCUGAACAGGAAUCAGUAACAAAAACACUUCAAGCAACAAAACAAAAGUCAGCCAAUCAGCUCAAAGAUCUUCAAGAUGCAGUUGAAUUGUGGGAAAAUUAUGAAAAAGAGAAGUCUGCAUUGUUGGCAUCAAUUGAUGAGGUUGAUGAUGCAAUUGAGUCUUCAUUUUCACCUGAGCUUUCUACCUUGGAUGAUAUCAAAACUGCUUGUUCACUGUUACAGAGGUUAAUUCAAAUUCACAAAGAUUUGGAUAGCAAAGAAUCAGAGGUAAAAUCUAUGAAUAAAGAGUUACAGAAAUCAGCCCCGCUUGCUACUAAGUCAUCACUAGAGGGUGACAUUCGCUCCAUUGAUGAGAAAAAUACUUCUACAAGGGGUAAGCUCAACAAAAAAUUGCAGGAACUGGAGAAUUUGGAUAAGAAGUGGUCUGAGUAUUUAGGGAAGAAGGAUGAAUUAGUUGAAUGGCAGACCAAGGUUGAGAAGCAAAUGGAUGAGAUCACAAGAGAUGAAUCCACUCCUGAUAAAGUCUAUGAUGCUGCCAGAGUGGUAUUUUCCGAGAUUUUUGAUAAAUACAAUGCCUUUGAGGAGCUGGAUGCCUUACUUGAUGAAUUACUGAAAGAUCCAAACAAACCAGAUGUGCAGCUGCUAAAAGAAGGUCUCGAUGCAGCUCAGCAAGACUGGCAAAGGUUAUGCGCAGCUGCAAAGGCUCUCGGUGAUAGUCUUGAUGCAAAAGUUAAACAUUGGCAGGCAUAUCAAAAUGCAAAGCAACAACUUCUACCUUGGAUUAAAUUCACCAACAAAAAACUGGAUGCAGAGCCAACUGUUGACUCACUUAAAGAUGCUGAAAAAAGAGUUGCAAAUUUUGAUGUUAUUUGCGAAGAAAUUCCAGACAAUCAAAGUCUACUUGACCAGGUGAUUGAAGAAGCUGCUGCUUUACCUAAAGAACAUACUGCAGGCCUAUCCCAGCUGCUGCAUGAUUGGGAGACAGUAGUUGGCAGGGUGCAAGAGAAAAAGCUAGAUGCCAUUAAAGCAGCUGAGGCAUGGCAAGAGUAUGAGUCUGGGAGUAAUGAUAUGCUAGAGCUCUUUGCUGAGGUUGAACAGUCUCUGGUGACACCCAUCGAAGAGUCUGAAGGAACACCUGUCGAUGCAGUAGAUGGUGGAGAACCUAGUACACAGAUAUCUCAAUUGCAGAAAAUUUCAGAACGAUGGGAAAGCAAGAAACCUUCUUUUGAAACUGUUCUUGAUGCCAAUCAGAAAAUACUAUUAUUCAGUGCUCCUAUGGUAAGCAAGAAAAUUGCGGGAGAUGGAAUCCAGCUUAAAAGGAAGUGGGAGAAACUGGAAGGGUGUCUGGAGCAGUGUACAGACUUUGAAAGAUCUUGUUUUGACUUUGAGAAGUGGUUGCAAGACAUGGAGAGUGCACUUGACAAUGAGAAAUCAUCUCUGGAUAAUCUGAAGGAGAAGGAAGAUAGACUGCAAAAAUUACAGGAUCUGCAGAAGUCUGUCACAACCUUUGAACCUUUUGUACAAAGUAUUCAAGUUAAAGCUGAGAUGGUUACAAACAGUUGCUCAUACGCUGGUGCUAGACCCAAGAAAACUAAACUUAUCCAGAGGUUUAACUCAAUCACAACACAGCUUAAGGAGUGUCAUGAUUCUACUCAGAGUGAUGUUAAUGAUCAUCAGGAUUUUGAUAACAGUGUUCAGUCCUUUCAAGACAUUCUUGAGAAAAUCAAGGGAAUUUAUGAAAACAAUUGUAGUCCUACCGGUGAUGUGAAGGAAUGCCGGAAUAAGUUACAAGCCAUUCAAAAUUGCUUAGCACAAAAAAAUAGCAUACAAGACCAAGUUAGUGAUGUAAUUGACAAACUUCAGAAAGUUCUACCACACACCAGUCCAAAUGGGAGAGGAGUAUUACAACAGCAAGUACACACCCCUAAAAGAGAAUGGGAGAGUUGUAUUGGCAAGUUACUAGAGGCAGAAACCAUAUUAAAAGAUAGUGUACAAAGAUGGUGUGAGUUUGAGAAAAAGUUGGGUUCCCAAAAAACAGUGAUGAAAGAAAUUGAAUUUAAACUUGACGAUUUUUGUAAGUUGAAGUGUACUCUCCAAGAAAAGGAAGAACAAGUCAAAGCAUUGAAGGCUGUGUCCAGUGACAUUGAAGACCAUGCACAGAUGAUAUCUGACCUUAAAGAACUUGGUGAGGUCAUUAAUAUUGAUAAUGAACCAGUGGUGAUGAAUAAUGUUUCAUCAGAACUCCAAAUGCUUCAAGAAGAAUAUGAUGACUUGAAAAGCAAAGUUAAGAGUCUUUUGAAUGAUGGAACAAAGAACUUAAAAAUUCAUGAACAUUAUGAGGACACAUUUAGAAGGAUUUGCAAUCUUGUUGAUGAACUGAAUGAAGCUUUUGCAGAUUACAAAGAUCUUAAUGGUGACAAGGAAACAAUUCAACAUAAAUUAAACAAAAUUCAGGAUUUACUGAAAGAAAAAACUAAAAUGGACCCACUGUUAGAUGAGCUACAAGAGGCCAGUGAGUCUACAAUUAUCAGCACCGCUAGCCAAGCAAGGCCAGCCAUACAAGAAGACACUACUGGUGCUGUGGAAGAUUGCCAGAGCCUUCAGGCCCAGCUGAUGGAGGCUGAACAAGUAUUUGAGGAGCACAUUUCAGCCUGGGUAGAUUAUGAAAAGGUGCUUGAUACCUUAACACAAUGGAUUGCAGAGGCUACUGCUGAUCUAGAGGCUAUAGUUCAACCACAAGGUGACCUGAAGGAGAAAGAAGCAACAUAUGAAAAAUGCAAGUUGUUAGAAGAAACUAUUGCUGACAAAGGCCAACAUGUGGAACAGUGUUGUCAACUUGGUGAAGUUGUUGUGAAAGCAAACUCUGGAAGCAUUGAUGUGCCAAGUCAAGUUGAAGAGCUGAAAACCAAUUAUGAGACCCUACUUAACAAGUCCAAGGUUGGUGUUCGACAACUGCAGGAGAACUUUGCCAACUUCCAGGUAUUCUUGACAUCCUCUGAGGAGUUUACACGAUGGUUAGACAGAGCUAAAGAAGAACUAAGUGAGCACAGUAGCACAACUGGAGAGAACAGACUCAUUGAAGGCAGGCUGGCGAAAAUAAAAUCAUUGUUAGAUGAGAGAGAGGAAGGACAAACUCUUCUCAAUGUCACAGAGGGCAGGCUUCACACCAUUUUGUCACAGACAUCGCCAGAUGGACGAAGCAGCUCAAAGCAGUCUGUUCAGACCCUGAAAGAUAAUUGGCAAGAAUACCUCACUCAGCUAAGCCAGACACACAGCAUCCUAGAGGGCUGUCUAAUGAGCUGGAAGAACUAUAAACAGUGCCUAGCUCAAGUUGAAGCUUGGCUUGAUGAAAUGAAUGAAAAGCUUACUGAGGCUGAGAAAGACCAACAAAAGGUUGACUUGAAUGCCAAAAGAGACUUCCUUGGAAAAUGCAAAGCUUUGCAAGAAGACAUUUCAUCUUUUAUCAAUGUAAUUUCUUUAACUGAAAAAGCAGAGAAGCUUGAGCACUCAGGCAGUGGAGAUAACAUAACUGUUGAACUCAAAGAAGUAUCCAACCGAUAUGAAGAAACAGUGACAAGAGCUCAGGAACUUGUGACAAGAGGUGAGGAAAAUGUUGCCAUUCAUCAGUUGUUUUUGGAUGCUUGCCAAGAAUUCAGUGAUUGGUUAAAUGAAGUAAACCAGAAGUUGCAACACUGUGGAGUAUGUACAGGAUCUGCAGAGGUUAAUGCAGACAACCUAGUAUCAGUAAAGGACACUAUUGGAAGAAAACCAGAAGGUGAGGCUAAACUCGAAAAAUUGAAGAAGCAUGGAGAGGAAACUAUGUCAGAAACAGCUGAUGCAGGCAAACAGCUCAUUCUUGAACAGAUGCACACUGCUGAGAAAGAGCUUGAGACAUUUGUCCAGUAUUCCAAUGAAUCCCAGCACCAAUUGAAGGAUUGGAUGGCACAGUGGGAGAAGUAUAAUGAUGCUUUUGAAGCAAUGUCAAGGUGGCUGGAGGAUAUGGAUGAUAGUCUGAAAUGGGCUGGCAUUUUACAGGAUGCACUUGAAGGCAAAAGACAACAAUUUGAUAAAUAUCAGGCUGUUGAAGAUGAGAUCAUUGAUCAAGAGAAUGAAUUCUCCCAGGUGGAAGCUGAAGCACAAACCCUUGUGCAACUCACAAACAGUACUUCUACGUUUAUAACUGAUGUUAGUCAACUACUAAAAAAAUAUGAUGCUCUCCAAGAAAAAGUCAAACUAUGCCUGGAUGAGUUAGAGGGUGCAGUUUCAGAUCAUCAAGUGUUUGAGGAGCACCUUCAGGAUUACAGCGAUUGGUUUCAAGAUGCAGCAUCAACUCUUGACAAGUGUGGCAAUGUUAAAGGUCCAAAGGAAACAGUUCUCCAAAAAGCAGCCAAGAUCAAGACUUUAUCAGAACAAAAAAAUGAUGGAGAAGAGAAACUGAAUGAAAUUAUCAUUCAGGCUGACAAAGUUCUAAGAAGAACAUCAGCUGCAGGGAGAGACACCAUCCAGCAUGAGCUUGGAGAAUUGCAGGUGGAGUGGGCAGGCUUGGUUGCUUCACUAACCCAAGCAAGUGACCUUCUUGAUAGAGCUCUUAAGCUGUGGUCUAAACUCGACAGGGACUGCGAUGAUAUGGAGGCCUGGAUAAGAGAAAUGGAACAGAAAAUAAAAACAGCUCAAGAUUUACAAAGCACUGUCAAAGAUAAAAUGAACAAGAGUAAAUCUGUCACGAAACUAAUGGAUGAAGUUGAGGCAGUCAAACCAGAUAUAAAACUAUUGAGUGACCAACCAGUGCAAUUUGAAAGCAUAGGUGUUGAUGACCCAGAGGUGAACAAUAGAGUCAAAGAGCUCAUUGAAGCAUAUCAGAAACUUUUUCAGUUGGCAGAGAGUACAUCAAGAAAACUGCAAAGCUGUGUUAAUGAACACAUGAAAUACGAUGAAAUGGUGCAAGAUGCAACAAGCUGGAUAAAGAAGACUAGGCAGCAGGCAACACUUUGCUCAACUGCUGCAGGUGAUAAGAACACCAGUCACGAAAAAUUAGAUAAGAUCCAGGAACUUCUUGAUAGUCUAUCAGAUGGACAGAGUAAAAUCCAUCAGAUUACAGAACAAGCUGAAGUGGUUCUACCAGAGACUGGGUUCACUGGUAAAGAUCUCUUACUUCAAGAAGUACAGGCUAUAACUAAAGAAUUCGAAAUUCUCAAACAAGACCUAGAAAAAAUUAAUGAAAGGAUCCUUGACAGUGCUAACCAAUGGAAGGAAUUUGGUGAGGUAUUCGCAGACUUCGAAAAAUGGUUGGUAAAAGCUGAUGAGACUAUUCAGGAUUUAAUUAAACCACAAGAUGAUCUUGAAGGCAAGAAGAACAGUCAAGAUAGAGUCCAGACACUGUCUGAAGAUGUUGAGCAUCACACCUCAGUGAAAGAUGAGUUAGUAAAGAAGGCAGAAGGUCUGAUAGAGAGCAAUCCAGGAGCAGUUGCCAUGGGUAGUGAAGCAAUGAAGCUGGCCAACCAAUUUCAAUCACUCCAACUCAAACUAAAGGAAGCAAAGAGGAAGAUUGAGAAGAAUUUCACAGACCACAGACAGUAUUCUAUCAGUCUUGAUGAGUUCUUAUCAUGGCAUUCUCAAACAGCUCAGAAACUGCAAGAAUGUAGUACAUGCCAAGGUUCAAGAAAUGAAGUUGUACAACGAUUCCACAUUGUACAGGAUAUAUUGUCAACAAGGCACAAAGGCCAAUCAUUGUUGAAUGCUGUUACCGCCAAAGGGGAGCGCAUAUUGCCCCAUUCAUCUGAUGCUGGCAAGAUUAAGAUACAGACAGAACUAGAUACUUGCAAACAACAGUAUAAUGAUGCCAUUGAUGAAUGUAGCAAGUUGAAGAAAGAAUUGGAACAUGCCACCCAGUUGUGGAAUACAUAUCUGUCGUGCAAGGAGAAACUUGAGAGUUGGAUGGUGGAUGUGGAUAAGCAGGUAGAAUGCCUUAAAGAACUCAAAUCCACCAUUGCAGAAAAGAAAGUUAAGCAAGAUAGAACAAAGGUGCUACAAAAUGAAGCUGCAAGCCACAAGAAAGACCAUCAUUCUGUCAGACAGGCAUCCGAGCAGCUAGUUCAACUCAAUCCAGAUGACAGUGUCCUAAGUGAAGAAGUUUCAUAUCUUGGACAGAAAUACCAGCAACUCUUGGAUGCCUUGAAGGAUCUUUGUGAGAAUGCAGUAGAGGCUGUCAAAGAUCAUCAAAAGUACCAAAAGGAACUGCAAGACCUUAAUGAUUGGCUAAAGGAUGCUAGGCAGAAAGUCACAAUGGUCUCUGACACAAGUGGUAAAAAGCAAGUGAUAUAUGACAAAUUAGCAGCUGCAAAGGAGCUCCUUGACCUUAUGGACCAAGGCAAACAACUCCUUGAUAAUGUCACUGGCAUUAGUGAAACUGUGCUUCUCAACACUGCUGAUAUUGGACAGAUUACCAUUCUAAACCAACUGGACAAAGCCAAACAGGACUACAACAGUCUUCUAAAUGUUCUUAAUACUAGCAAGGCAAAACUGGAGAACUGUGCAGAGCAGUGGGACAGCUAUGAUACAAGCAAGGCUGAGUUGCUUACUUGGAUGGAAUCCUAUGAGGACGAACUUGCUAAAGGAGUUAAGCCUCAGACUGAGUUUCAGCAAAAAGCAUCUCAGAAGCAAAAAUUUAAGGAGGUUCAAGAAAGCAUUGUUGCUAAGCAAGUAUCAUUUGAGACCUUGAGCAGCCAAGCUCAGUCCCUUCUGGAGACAAGUGCUGGUAAUGUUGGUGUUGCCAGUGAUGCAACAAGAAUGACAACAAGAUUUCAGAAACUAGUUAUGAAAGCCAAGGAAGCAGUAAGAAAGUCAGAACAAGAUACUCAGAACCAUGAGCAGUACCAGAAUGCAUUGCAAGAGUUCAAUGACUAUAUGGAUGCAGCUGAAAUGAGUUUGAACCAGAACAGCAAUGUUAUUGGGGAUAAAAACACCUGUGAAACAAGACUGAACAACCUCUUGGAUUUGUCCAAGGAUAAGAAGAAAGGGUCAAGUUUGCUUUCAGCAGUUGUGUCCAUUUCUGAGAAGGUUCUUUCAGCUACAGAGCCUUCUGGGCAACAGGCUAUUGCAGAUGAGGUCCAUGCAUGCAAGCAGCAUUUUAAAGGCUACAAAACGAAGCUGGAUGAAAGCAAAAUGGUUGUUGAAGAUUGUCUUGCUGAAUGGCAUCACUUUGAAGAAUUACAGAAUGAAGUUCUUCUGUGGAUUGAUACUACUGAAGAAUAUUUCAGCGAAGAACCAAAGCUGAAGUGUAGUUUGACUGAAAAAGAAGAACAACUUGAGAACUGUGAGGAGAGGCUGGAGAGUGUUGUUACACAUGAAGCUGCUGUAAAAAAGUUGUCAGUCACUUGUGAGAGGUUAUGUCACAUGACUGGGGAAGUCGCUGUGAAGGAUACUGUAGGCACCACCAGUGCUAGGUAUCACCGAUUGGCAGAAGUGGCAAAGGCUCAUUGUGAUAUAUUAAAGAAAAGAGUUGUUGAACAUCAAGAUUUUAACAAAGCAUUGAUAAUGACAAACAACUGGCUGCAGGAACACCAGAGAAAACUUCUAGAAUGUUCUUGCUUAGAUGGUGACAUUGAGGCUGUACAAACUAGACUUGACCAUCUCCAGCAUGUGAUUGAUGAAUUAUCUCAAGGUAUUUCAAACUUAGACCAAAGUGAAAAACUUGCAGAAACUGUCAUUCCAUCAACACUCCCAGCUGGCUGCAAAGAAAUUGAAGGUAAACUUGGAGAAUCUAGACAUGAACUGGAAAUGCUAGAAGCAAAUGCUGAGGAGCUGAAGAACAAAUUAGAGAUAUGUCGACAGCAGUGGCAAGAGUUCCUAGUGUGUGUCAACAACUUGGGAGCUUGGUUGUCAAACGUUGAAUCCAUGACAUCAAGUGAACAUCAGUUGAAUAAAGAUUUGGAGGAAAAAGUAGAAAAAGAGAUGGUUUGCAAGGAACUUCUUGAUGAUGUUGUAAGUCACGAAGAGGCUCUUGCAGAAGCUUUUGAGAAAUCAAAACCUCUCUUGGACACUAGUGAUGCUGAUGCUUCCAUCAAUGGUCAACUUGAUGAAGUCUCCACCAGAUAUCACAUGAUCAAAGAAAAAGCUAAGGAAAUGUUGGAGAAUUCACAAAAGGUUGUUGAAGAUCACAAGACCUACAAUCAGUCCUUAAAUGAGUUUAAUGAAAGUUUGAAUGAAGCAGAGAAAAAGAUUAAACUGCAAUAUCAUCUUGAGGGUAGCAAACAAGAUGUGGAUGCAAGACACCAAGUUGUUAAAGAUAUUUGCAAGCAAUUGCCAGAAAAUGAGUCCAAAUUAAUUGCAUGUUCAACAAAGUACAAAGGAGUUUUACAACAGACCAGUGAUGAGGGUCAGUUGCUUCUAACCAGUCAAAUGAAAGAUCUCCAGCAACGUUCCAGCAAGCAUGCUGUGAUGGCAGCUGAAGGCAAUGAUGGCCUAGCUAAACGGGCUGAGCAAUGGAUGCUGUUUGAAGACAAGGCUGAGGACUUUAAAUGUUGGUUGACCAAUGUGGAAAAGUUUCUGGCUGAUGAACCAGAGAAAUUAGUUAGCUUGGAUGAGAAGAAACAACAAUAUGAAAAAUAUGCUGGUAUUGCACAUGAAAUUGAAAACCAUAAAUCUCAACUUUACCAAGUUGACCAGCUAGCACAGGAACUUCUCACAUUAGAUACUGGCAGUACAGAUGUCAAAGGUCAGCUGCAAGGUCUACAACACCGAUAUGAGGCAUUGACUUUGAAGUCUAAGGAUGUGGCAGAACCAAUGAAGACCAGCAUUGCUGAUCAACAACAAUACCAUGAUGCUUUGAAAGAGGCUGAGUGUGCAGUUCUUCAAAUCUCAAAGAAGCUGACAUCAUGCAAUCCAGUAGCAGAGGGAGGUCUUGAAGCCACACAAGCUCUUGUGGCACAGCAUCAGGGCACUCUCCGCGAACUUGCUGCCUGUGGCGCACAAAUGGAAGACCUACAAUCAAAAGCUAAGAGCUUAGCAUUGUCUGCUAGAGAAACUCCAGAACUUGAGAUCCUGAUGCAAGAGCAGUUAGCUAAACUUGAUCAAACCUUACAAGCUGUUAGUAGAAGUGCUAAUGAGAUUCAGGCAGAACUGCAGGAAUCCAUGCACAAACAACAAGCCUUUGAAGAAGCGGUUAACAAAUGCUAUGAUUGGAUGCAGAGUAUUGACAACGAAAUGCUCAAUCAGCCAAUCACAACCGAGAGUCUUGAUGAUGCACAAAAUCAGCUUGUGACAACACAGGAAAUCCUGGAUAAUGCUGUGUCACAUCAGCAGCUGUUGUCGGCUGCAGAAGACAGGAUUGAAGUGCCGGCAGAUGAAUCGUUUAGUAACACACGAGCCGGUCAAGUGGAACUGCAGUUAAAUGUCCUAAUUGAAACGGCUGAUUUUAGACUGAAAGAAAUGAAUGGUCAGGUGGGACGUUGGCAACAACUGGUCAAGAAACUAGAUGAACUGAAGAAUUGGCUCGCUGACAUGGCAACCAAGAUCAAAGAUGAAGAAUCAAAACCAGUUGACUUGGAAAAGCCUAAGGCACGGCAGGCCAUCCAGCAAUUACAGGAAUUAGUUGGAGUAAUAAAAGGAAAGAAUCCAGAGAUACAGUCUUUGGUAAAUAAAUACCAAAGACUGAGUAGUGUUCCAAAUAAAGAUCUUGAAGAACUGCAAGAAAACAUGAAAAAUCUAGAAGAAUCAGCUUCAGAUUUGAUCAAAUGUCGGAAGGACAACCUAAAGCAGAUUGAGGGUUAUCAUAAAGUCCAGAAUCUUGUGAGGGAUCUCCUUGAGAAAACAACCAAAGAGUUUGAUAUGCUACAGAAAGAGACAAUUGUGUCAACAGCAACUAAGCUUGAAAUGUCAAAGAAAUUAGGCAGUGAUAUAUCCAGACAGCUUCCAAGCCUUGUAAGCUUAGAGUCUGCAACCAAUGAGAUAUCACCAAAGUUAAAGCCACAGGAAGCCACAGCCAUCAAAGAACAUCUCAAAGCAGAGAGUGGGAAAUGGUCAAAGCAUGAUGAGAUGGCUAAACAGCAGACCGCAACACUUGAAGUGCUCUUGAUAGACUACAAAAGCUUCAUAGAGAAAGCUCAGUUCUGCUUAGGCUGGCUUAAAGACGUUGAAAGACAAGUUGCAAGCCCAGCAACUAUUAGCCCUAAGGUUACUGAAGUGGAGUCUGCUGUACAGAGACACAAGGACUUAUGCAAUGAAAUUGAAAGCAAACGAGCCCUAAUGCAAAGUCUGAGGGAAAGAGGUGACAACAUGGUAAAAGGAUUGAGUCAAGGUGAGAAGGCUAAUGUUCAGAGACACAUCCUACAGAUCUCCAGUCAUCUGGAUAUGGUUCAAAGACUUGCUGCCAAGAAGUCGGAGAAGCUUGAUGCCUGCUUACGUCAAAGAAAAGAAUUUUGGCAGAGAUAUAAUGACUGCUACCAACAACUUCAGGAGGAAUCAAAAUCCAUCUCAGAUAUGAUCCCUCCCAAAGUGAUUGUGGAGGAAAUUAUCAAACAAAUCUUUGAAGCAAAGGUUGUUGAUGAGAAUUUGAAGGGACUACAUGAGGAGAUUAUAAAUGUUUGUAGCGAUGGUGGCGCUAUAAUCCAAGACUGCAAGGAUGUCGACAAACAAGAACUGCAGCAGCAGUUAAAAGGUGAGCGCAAACAAUGGAACUACAGCAGAUUAUUUAAACAGUUCUCCUCUAGAUGUUCUUGCCCAACUGCUUCUGUUUUAUCAUGCUCAAAUAGUUACAUCUGGUUUUUGUGA